Linderina pennispora is the source of this 3111-nucleotide messenger RNA. RefSeq lists its product as uncharacterized. Bases 52 to 3039 code for a protein of 995 amino acids. The record is from RefSeq and is a predicted model, not a curated record. The transcript has a single exon. Gene Ontology annotation, cellular component: nuclear pore; cytoplasm. Gene Ontology annotation, biological process: protein export from nucleus. Gene Ontology annotation, molecular function: nuclear export signal receptor activity. Lineage: Eukaryota; Fungi; Kickxellomycota; Kickxellomycetes; Kickxellales; Kickxellaceae.
CUGCAAGUAGGCAACGAGCUGUUCGAUGCAAUCCAUGGCAAGUUCACGCUGAUGCCGGGGUUCCUCAUCGACGACGCUACACGUACGCUGGCGCUGAUUGUCAUGUUCACCUGGUUUGACCUGGAUGAUUCGGUAGACGUAGUGGAGAAGAUGCUGGAGCUGGGCAAGGCGUCAGAGAAGCACGAGAUUCUUGCGCUGCAGAUGAUGCAUGCGUUUGUUGAGGAGUUCAACAAGGAGCUGCCGGCAAAGUACCUUGCAAAGCAGCGACGCGUGGUGGUGAUGUUCCGCGACAAGGAGCUCAAGAGCAUCUUUGAGCACUCACUGAAGACCAUGCGCAGCACCAUCCAGGCGAUGGGCACCAGCAACAGCGAUGACAAGCGGCACAUCCUGUCGAAUUCGCUGGUGCUGCAGCGCGACUGUCUGUCGUUCGACUUCAUUGGCCUGGCGCCUGAUGAUGCCUCCGACGACGCAGUUGCGAUCCAGGUCCCGUCGUCAUGGAAGGAUCUGAUCCAAAUUGACAACUUUUUGGAUCCGUACUUUGACGGGUACAAGCACAGCAGCCCGCCCGUCAGCAGCCUGUUCCUCGAGGUGCUGGUAAUGCUGGCCUCAAUCCGCCGGUCGUUCUACAUGGAGACAGUGCGUGUCACCUUUGUCAAGCGCAUGUCGGCAGGCAUUGUUGAGAUCCUCCAAGGUACCAUCGGGCUCGAGGAUGUUGAGAACUACCACCACCUGUGCCGCCUGCUGGCGCGUUUCCGGUGCAUCCACACGCUGGUGGAGAUUGAGGAAACUGCCGUGUACCGUGAGCUACUGGUUUCGGCUGCACAGUUCACGUCAACUGCGCUGACUCUGUGGGAGUGGUCGCCAAACAGCUUUGCGCCGCUAUUGACGUUCUGGGCCAAGAUUGCGACGACGCACGACGCGCGAGACAACGAGAAGAGCAGCAUCGCCGGGGACGUGAUUUCGGAAUCCCUGCCGCAGAUCGUAAAGCUGUACCUGGAUUCGAUGGUGCAGGUGACGUCUCGUGUGGUGAUGGGGGACUCGGCGGCAGACAACCCGCUCGAAGACACCGACGGGCUGGUCGAGAACAUCACCCUCUUGACCAACAUUGUGCGGUCAUCCUAUGCGACUUGCGCGCCAGUCAUCGUCAACUUGUUCCGCGAGAUGGCCGGCGAGUACCAGAGCCUCCUGUCUUCGGGACAGAUCAACGAGGAGGGCUUGAUGACGAUUGAGAGCCAGCUGACAUGGCCCACAUAUGCCCUGGCGCUGUGCAUUAAUGGGCGGCAGCCGUACAAGACUAUGGCUGAGGACGACGUUAUUGACGCUGAGAUGUUUUCCAUCGGUAUGGAGCUGGAUCAGCUGGUGCAGCGGCGGCUUUCGAGCCCAAUUGCUGUGCCGCCGUGCGAGGCGUUGGAGCUAGCGUUUCUGCAGCUCUACUACUCUUUCCGGGCCAGCUACAUCGGCGAGCAGGGGUACAAGACAACGUCGAUAUUCGCAAAGCUGUCAGAAAUCGCUGGCAUCACCGAUUCGGCCGCUGUGCUCGAGAUUACGAUGCAGAAGGUGAUGUUCAACCUCAAGACAUGGCGCACGCAGACAGCUGUGAUCAGUCGGACGCUACAGCUCUUGCACGACAUGUCCAUUGGGUACGUCAGUGUGCGGCAGAUAACCAAGCUGAACACGAUCAAGCUCCUGCUAGCAAACCACAGCAGCGAGCAGUUCCACUUUUUAUCGUGCAUGGGCGAGUACAAGCAGCGUGCCCUGUACUACUCUGCGCUGGCGCGGAUUCUGAUGGCGAGCGACUCGUCUGCAGCGACGUUUGCGGAAUUUGUACGGCCAUGGAGCGCCAUGAUCGACGGCAUGCUGAGCCUUCCAGAUAUGCAAUUCGCACAGCCCAGCAUGCGGCUGAGCCUGAUCCGUAUUCUGCGCGAUCUGCGCGGGUUCUUGACAGCGCUGUCGACGCGGGCAGGGUUCACCAUGUUCUUCAACUGGAUCUGCCCUAGCUAUAUCCAGCUGGUGCACCGCUGUCUGCUGCUGAGCAAGGACCCGCCGGUCCAUGUUGCCGCGCUCAAGUUCAUGUCAGAAUUUGUGUUCAACCGCACGCAGCGGCUAAACUUUGACAUCUCGUCGCCGAACGGGAUCCUGAUCUUCCGCGAGGCCAGCAAGGCAAUGUGGGAGUAUGGCAGCUUUAUUCUGAAAACCAGCGACCCAGUACGCGACAUAUACAAGGACCGGUACAAGGGCGUGUCUGUGUGCUUCAACAUCCUGACGCGACUAUUCAUGGGCAAAUACGUGGCCAUUGGCGUCAUGCCUCUAUAUGGCGACGAGGCGCUAGACAAUGCGCUCAAGAUCACGCUCGAGAUGCUGAAGCAAUUCCCAAUCAGUGACGUCAUUGCGUAUCCAAAGCUGGGCAAGGCGACGCUGACGAUGCUCGAGACGUUGCUGGCCAAGACAAACCUUGAGCUAGUCGACCUGGACAAUGCGGCAUAUGAGCAUAUUAUGCAGAUCUGCGUCGAGGCAUUUGACCACGCCGAGGUGGCCGUGUCGUCGUCGGCGUGCACUGUGAUCAACUCUGUGAUUACCAACGCCAUCGAGGGCGUGGAAGACGGCGUUGCGCGCGCUGAGGACCUGGCCAAGCUGGUGCAUGGGCGGGUCGACAUCAACCAGUACCUGCUCAAGGCGCUGCUGAAUAUUGUGCUGUUUGAAGACCGGUCAAACGACUGGUCGUUUUCGCGGCCGCUGUUCUGCCUGAUGGUGCUCCAGUUUGACUUUGCCAUGCAGCACACGCAGCAGAUUGUUCAGUACCAGCCGGCGGAGCGGCGCGAUGACCUGAUUGCGGCGCUCAAGGCGCUGUUCUCGGCGACCGAGUUCCAGCUGAAGUCGGCCAACCGUGAUGCGUUUACACAGGCACUGACGCAGUACCGCCGGGAAGUCAACACCAAGAACCUCAUUUUGAUGGUGCCCACAGACCAGACACUGGGUGCGCCUGUGCAGAUCCUGAGCGGCACCAACAGCGGCGAGGAUGCGUCUGCCAUGGCCGAUUAGAGAAAUUGACAUAGCUACACUCCAUGUUCAAUAAAUCAGUUUAGGAGCGGUGGCAGCGAGCCGGCCAUGCAU